Molecule: messenger RNA, 3069 nt
Organism: Entrophospora sp. SA101
Lineage: Eukaryota; Fungi; Glomeromycota; Glomeromycetes; Entrophosporales; Entrophosporaceae
Source: the annotation of a GenBank genome assembly
AUGUAUCUGAAUGGAAAUCCAGUGAAAGGAAUAGAAAUAGAAUUUAAAAAUAUAGAAAGCAAUAUAUAUGCUGAACUUAUUGAUUUUUAUGAUGAUUCACAAGCCAUUUUGACAAUAACAAGUAAAUAUCCAGCAAAGCUUUGGUUGUUAGAUAAAUCAUCCAGAUUAAAAAAUAAAUUUUAUUGGUGUCUUGAAGAUUCGUGGUUAAGGAAAACAGAAAUUAGAACUACAUCUAAAACUGCCGAAGAAAAAGAAUUACCACUACAAUUAAAUAUGCCUAAUGGUAGUGAUUCUUCUGCUUAUAGAACAGUAAUUACAGGCCCUUGUGUAGUAUUUAGAAAUCCAUGUUUUCAUCCAGGUGAUAUCAGAGUUGUUACUGCUGUUAAAGUUAAAGCUCUCGAUUAUCUUGUAGAUGUUUUAGUAUUUCCAACAUUGGGAUAUCGUGAUCUUCCUAGUCAAUGUAGUGGCGGAGAUCUAGAUGGAGAUGAUUUCACCACCUUUUGGGAUCAAAAUUUAAUCACAAAAAACAAAAAUUGGGAACCAAUGAACUAUGAAGCACCAAAAGCUGCAAUAGUAGAUGAAGUUAAGAUGGUGCAUAUAAAGAAAUUUUUUGUGAAUUAUAUUCUCUCUGAUCAAUUAGGCAGUAUAGCCAAUUCCCAUUUAGCAAAAGCGGAUUAUUUGAGUGGUGGAGCAUUUCAUGGACAAUGUAUAAGGUUGGCACAAUUACAUUCUGAGGCUGUUGAUUUUCCAAAAACAGGUAUACCGGCUGAAUUUCCAGUCGAACUUCGUCCAUCCAAGUAUCCUGAUUUUAUGGAGAAACCUGACAAACCAGUCUAUGAAUCAGAAAAAAUUCUUGGUAAAUUGUAUCGCUCCAUUGAAGUAGAACCAUUUGAUCCUUAUACAAACAUUACUUUUGAUGAAAGGUUAUAUGUUCCAGGGUUUGAAGAGUAUUUAGAAGAUGCAAGAUUCAACAAACGUUCAUACACUUCAGACAUACGUAGUCUAAUAAAUCAGUUUGGAGUGAUGUCCGAGUACGAGACAGUCAGUGGUUUCAUUGUCAAUCCUACAAUCAAGGUCGAACAGAAAAAGCCACGUGAAGUAAAAAAAUCAGUGAUGGAUGCAGUAACAGCAAUUCAAAAGCAAUACCGUAAGGUAUUUGAAGAAGAGUUUUAUGGAGAAGGUACAAAUUUACCAUCACCAGAUGCUCGCAAUAGAAUGGAGGCGAAAGCAUUUGCUUGGUAUUAUGUUACAUACCAUCCUGCUGAAAUAGAUAAAGAUGGUGAAGAGAAUUUGAUGUCGUUUCCAUGGAUUGUUCAUUCAAUGCUAUGUGAUAUUGCAAUCAGAAACACCAAUAGAUUUCAAUCAAAGGAAGAAUUUUUCAGCCGUUACAAUUCCAUAUUUAGAACUUCAAAUUACACCAGGGUUGAUAAGAUUUCAUCGACAAGAUCUGCCUCAGAAAACAACAAUAAUGCUAGUGAUGAUGGUAAUAUUAGAAGUGAUUAUAGUUAUCGAAAUGGUCCUCGAGCAUCAGGCAAUGUAACCUUUGAAAAUAUCUGUAUUGACCAAGGAGAAGAACUUUUUUGGCAUGAUUUAGACAAUAAUUUUAGAUCAAGUUGUCAAGGUAGCUUUGAUGAAUGUCCUCCCCUUCGAUGUAGAGGAGAUUUCCUUAAAUGGUUUGCACAACGCACCUAUGAAAAACCUGUUGUCCUCUUCAUUGAUGAGUUUGAUAGGCUGUACAGUGCAGCUGCUGAGAUCCGGGAUGGUUGUCUGAGUACUAUUCGUGCUAUCAAGCACAUGACAGGAGUUCCUCUCCAUUCAGUAGUUGCUGUUGGGACUUUUGCCAUUCUUGCUCUAGAGUCCAACAAUUAUACAUCUCCAUUCAAUAUACAAAACCCCUUUCAGAAUCCUAAUUUAACCCAUAAAGAAGUUGAAUCACUUUUCACUGUGUUUGCUUCAGAUCGAAGCAUCACAAUAGAUUCCAAUGUUGUUGAAGAUAUUCAUUGGCAAACAAAUGGACAUGCUAAUCUUGUAUGUAUAUGUGGGAAAGCGAUUGAUGAUAAAAUGACUAGGCUUCUUGAAUUGCGCCAUCUCCCUGUUGCAAAAUGGAAGAAAUUUGUUAUCACUUACUUGAUUCCAGAGUUGUUCAAGUAUGCAACUUUUAAGAGCAUCAUAACUACACUGAAAGCAUCAACUUCAAAAGAAUAUGUGGUUUUUCUUCGAUCUCAUUUUUUGUAUGACCCUUAUGCCCAAGUAAGUGUCAACUACAAUGAUGAUGAUAAAGUCAUAUUCCUAUCCAGGCAUGGGAUCUUACGGCCUGGUGAGGAACCAUAUACCUUCAUGAUGGCUUCACCACUAUUAAGUGCUGUCAUUCAGCAGUGUGUUAUACCAGCAUUUUUCCCAUGUUUUCCAAAAUAUCAACCUCCCUCUAAACUGGAUGAAUCUUUGGAUUUAUUGGGAACUCUCAAGGCAGCUGUAUAUUGUUUUGACCAGCAAACACUCAUAAAUGCAACAAAGCACUCUCACAAACAAGCUCAUGUAGACAUUGGCAAGAAUAAUGUGUUGGUGCCUAGAGAAAGUGUAUACCAACAGGAAUUAACAAGUAUAUUGUCCAAUUGGUUCAAACAAUGGCUUGAUUACUAUGUUGAGGCUCAAUGUUGUCUUUGUGUAAUUGAUGAUGGAUGCUCCAUGCAGAAAUAUUGUGAUAUAAUUAUCACAAAUCCAAGGGAAUCAGCAGCAAUUAUUGAACUUGUUGCCACAGAGACUUGGCAGAAAGUGGAGGAACAUUACCAACACACACUUCAGUAUGCAGAAUCAAAAAGAAAGGAAAUGCCUGUUAGUGAAAUUUGGACUGUACAUUUCACUUGUGAACAAAACUACUUAGUUACAGGAAAUCCCUGCUUGCCAACAAUGCAACAACAUAGGCAGGGUCUGGGUGCAAUACAUUUUUGGCAUAACUUGGAGUUUUCAGAAGUCCACAUGAGUGCAUGCUAUCCUGUUUUUGAUAUAAAUGAUGAAAUGUCACUUAUGGAAGUUCAAAAUGAGCAGGUGUUUAAGAAUUUGGCAACUUAG